ACUAUAGACAAAAAAUAUUAUUUAACUAUAAUACUUUGUGUCUAAAUUUAUACGUUAUUAUGUUUUUGAAAUUAAUUACUUUAUUAACAUACACGUCGAUUGUUAACUGUACACAACUUCGAUUAAUACCGGAAGAUAAAGCUAUACUAAAUGCUUUUAUUGGAGCUAUGGAUAUGUUUGAUCAGGAUUACGGUCUCGAGAUGGAACAAUUUUUAAUGCUUGUUGGUGACGAUAAUCAAACUAAACAAAUUAUUGCUCAUUACUUUGAAAUCAAUCCACAUGCACGUAAACAAACAGAUAAUUUAGGAGAAGAAUUGUUCUUUGAUCUAGUGUAUGCACUUAGUAACAAGCGUCCGGUUCCUGUAAAGGAAUUGACUGGCGGUAUAAUGAAAAUAAUUAAAAAACAUAAUGAUACUGUACGGGGAACAGCUGAAAAAGAAGAUAAGGCUGAAUCAAGUCAUAAAAAUUAA
Messenger RNA from Adelges cooleyi (spruce gall adelgid), 470 nucleotides. RefSeq lists its product as uncharacterized. NCBI's taxonomy places the organism in Eukaryota, Metazoa, Arthropoda, Insecta, Hemiptera, Adelgidae. The transcript is spliced from 3 exons. The coding region runs from base 60 to 470 and encodes 136 amino acids. The record is from RefSeq and is a predicted model, not a curated record.